UACUAUCUUUUACCCUGACAUUACUUGGAAGAAGAAAAAAAAAAAUACAAAAUACUUAUCCUGACAAGUUACAACUCAACCAAUUUAACCAGCCGGUCGACCCAGGUGAUCCAGCCAACCCGCAUAUCACACAACUGUGAACUGUCUCCGACGACUGACGACUACUAUCGUAUUCAACUUUCCUUCAUUAUUAUCAAGUAUCAACAACCCUUCCCCACUCUCCGUUCAAUCUCCAAUUCCCACAGCGUUUGUCUUCCCUUAUCAACAGAUCCCCGUUUCGAUUAUUUCCGUCUCGCCGUCGAAUCUCCUGAGGGAAGGAAGGAUUGGGUCGUCUCCCCGCUAAUCUGGUUUCCCCGGAUCCCGACCGCCCCACUGGAUCGCAGAGAUGCCGGUGGCUGCUUCCGCCAUCUACUUCUUGAACCUCCGAGGGGACGUCCUCAUCAAUCGCCUCUACCGUGAUGACGUCGGGGGGAAUAUGGUGGAUGCGUUUCGGAUGCAUAUUAUGCAAACAAAGGAACUUGGGACAUGUCCUGUGCGUCAAAUUGGAGGCUGUUCAUUCUUUUAUAUGAGGAUCAGCAAUGUCUACAUUGUGAUUGUGGUUAGCAGCAAUGCUAAUGUUGCGUGUGCCUUCAAGUUUGUUGUGGAGGCUGUUGCACUAUUCAAGUCGUAUUUUGGUGGUGCUUUUGACGAAGAUGCUAUCAGAAAUAAUUUUGUUUUGAUAUAUGAGUUGCUUGAUGAGAUCAUGGACUUUGGCUAUCCGCAGAAUCUGUCUCCUGAGAUAUUGAAGCUAUACAUUACUCAGGAAGGAGUGCGCUCACCAUUUUCAUCGAAGCAACCUUUGGAUAAACCUGUACCAAAUGCGACAUUGCAAGUUACAGGGGCUGUUGGUUGGCGAAGGGAGGGCCUUGCUUAUAAAAAGAACGAGGUUUUCUUGGAUAUUGUCGAAAGUGUUAAUCUUCUUAUGUCCUCAAAAGGUAGUGUACUACGAUGUGAUGUGACGGGGAAAAUUCUGAUGAAGUGCUUCCUAUCUGGAAUGCCUGAUUUGAAGUUGGGUUUAAAUGAUAAAAUUGGUCUGGAGAAAGAGUCACAACUGAAGAACCGUCCUACCAAAAGUGGUAAAACAAUUGAGCUGGAUGAUGUUACUUUCCAUCAAUGCGUGAACUUGACAAGGUUUAACUCGGAGAAGACAGUGAGUUUUGUUCCACCCGAUGGUGAAUUUGAAUUGAUGAAGUACCGUAUAACAGAGGGGGUAAAUCUACCAUUCAGGGUAUUACCAACAAUUAAGGAACUUGGUCGAACGCGUAUGGAAGUGAAUGUUAAGGUGAAGAGUGUUUUUGGCGCAAAAAUGUUCGCUCUUGGUGUGGUCAUCAAAAUUCCUGUACCUAAACAAACUGCUAAAACAAGCUUCCAAGUGACAUCAGGACGGGCAAAGUACAAUGCGUCAAUUGAUUGCUUGGUUUGGAAGAUAAGGAAGUUUCCUGGCCAAACUGAGCCAACCUUGAGUGCAGAAAUUGAGUUGAUUUCUACAAUUGCCGAGAAGAAGUCUUGGACACGGCCACCAAUUCAGAUGGAGUUCCAGGUCCCCAUGUUCACGGCAUCCGGUUUACGUGUUCGAUUUCUUAAGGUAUGGGAGAAGAGUGGAUACAACACGGUCGAGUGGGUUCGUUACAUCACAAAGGCAGGGUCGUACGAGGUUAGGUGCUAGAAACACGUGUUCUUUAUUAUUUUGAAAUUCGGGCUCUAUACACUGCUGUCGAGAAUGUUCGAUACACUGGAUGAUAUGCAAUUGCAUGCUGGCUCCUACUCCUUGAAGCUCAAUCAUUUGAAAAUGGAGGUUACGUGCAGUUCUUCUAUCCUUGUUUCCAUAUUGAGUUCAAUUGUUUCUGUUCUUCGGCUGCGAUCGAUUGUUGCUAUAUUCGGAUUUUGUGUUGUAAAUCAUGGUCUGUUGAUAGAACUUGGUAGUGGCAUAUUUCUUGGCACACUGCAGCUUGUUUGUUGCUUUUUCUUUUGGUUGGUGCGUUGUUGUAUAUUGAAGCAGACCCGAGCCAUUCUUGGGUAAAAGCAGGCAGAGGAUCUCUUGGUUGACUCUAUUACCGUUUGCAGGAUUUUUGCUUGUUGCCUACUUACCUUGCCCUCUAGUUGAAGAGUUUUCUCUCUUGUUCUCUUUUAUCCUUUUUGUCUUCUAGUAUAUGGUUGAAC
This is a messenger RNA of Linum tenue, 2199 nucleotides long. Lineage: Eukaryota; Viridiplantae; Streptophyta; Magnoliopsida; Malpighiales; Linaceae. The record is from the annotation of a GenBank genome assembly.